AUGCCUUGCGCUGUUUACGCUCCGUGCCUCGCGCGAAACGUCACAGCGCUGAGGAGGACGGGCAAAGCAGGACGUCCGGGGCGUGGCCUCUUGGCGUCAGGGGGCGUGGCCUCGGCACGUCGUCCCGCCCCGCGCUGCCUGACGGUCCAGAGAACCUCCCUUCUUCCUGGGGCCGCAAGAGCACAUCUCUUAGGCAGGGAAUGUAGCUUGGUUGGUGGAGAACGUGCCCAGUCAUACAAAGUCUCCGCACUAGCCAAGACUCGUCAGACUGGUUCUCUAUGGAUCAUCAGUGACUUCUUUCUUCACCUCACUUUAUCCUACAAAGCCAGGGAUGAGCCCAGCCGAGGCAAAAGCUCAGUCGCGGACCAGCCACCCCAGGUCUCGGAUCUUGCUAGUCAGCGAUGUAUCGCUGGUCUCCAGUGCAAGAAAAGAAUUGCUGUGGAUGGAUUAGGACCAGGUCUUGGAGAUUCCUCUCUUCUCCUUUCGCCGCCUGUGGUGAGGGCCAGGAAGAGAACUCGUGUGGAGCCCUGGGUUAUUGGCCUCAUCUCUUUUUUAUCCCUGAUUGUCCUGGCUGUGUGCAUUGGGCUCACCGUUCACUAUGUCAGAUAUAAUCAAAGGAGGACCUACAAUUACUACAGCACAUUGCCAUUCACAAGUGAUAAGCUUUAUGCUGAGUUUGGAAAAGAGGCUUCUAAAAAUUUCACAGAAAUGAGCCAAAGAAUUGAAACUAUGGUGAAAAAUGCAUUUUAUAGAUCUCCACUGAGGGGACAACUUGUCAAGGCUCACAUUAUCAAGUUCACUAAAGAAUAUGAUGGAGUGUCGGCUCACAUGCUGCUGAUUUUUCGAAUUCGCUCUACUGAGGAUCCUGAAACUGUGCACCAAAUAGUUGAACAUGUUCUGCAUGAAAAGCUGAAAUAUGCUACAGGACCCCCCAGCGUUGAUCCUGAAUCGGUGGAAAUUAAAAAAAUCAACAAGACAGAAACCGACAACUUUCUCAACCAUUGUUGUGGGACACGGCGGAAUAAAUCGACAGCACAGACUAGCCUCAGGAUCAUUGGCGGGACGCAAGCAGAGGAGGGAGAAUGGCCAUGGCAAAGUAGCCUGCAGUUGGAUGGGUCGCAUCGCUGUGGAGCAACUUUGAUCAACAACACAUGGCUCGUGAGUGCUGCUCACUGCUUCCGAACGCACAAGGAUCCGUCGAGUUGGACUGCUUCCUUUGGGGCAACAAUACAACCUCCAAAACUGAGGACUGGCCUGCGGAGGAUAAUUGUCCAUGAAAAAUACAAAUACCCAUCUCAUGACUAUGACAUUGCACUCGCUGAGCUAUCUAGGCCAGUCCCCUGCACAAAUGCAGUGCACAAGGUUUGUCUCCCCGAUGCAAACCAUGAGUUCCAGCCUGGACAGCAGAUGUUUGUGACAGGAUUUGGAGCAAUACAAGAUGAUGGAUUUUCACAGAAUCGCCUUCGGCAAGUCCAGGUGGAUUACAUAGAUACCCAAACCUGCAAUCAACCUCAAUCUUACAAUGGUGCCAUCACGCCUAGGAUGUUGUGUGCUGGCUUCUUAAAAGGAGAGAAAGAUGCAUGCCAGGGUGACUCUGGAGGACCACUGGUUGCUCCAGAUGCUAGAGAUAUCUGGUACCUUGCUGGAAUAGUGAGCUGGGGAGAUGAAUGUGGUCAACCCAAUAAGCCUGGUGUUUAUACUAGAGUGACUGCUUUCCGGGACUGGAUUGCUUCCAACUCUGGUAUCUAA
This is a messenger RNA of Microtus oregoni (creeping vole), 1749 nucleotides long. RefSeq names its product transmembrane serine protease 11E (gene Tmprss11e). Gene Ontology annotation, biological process: proteolysis. Gene Ontology annotation, molecular function: serine-type endopeptidase activity. Gene Ontology annotation, cellular component: plasma membrane. The coding region runs from base 1 to 1749 and encodes 582 amino acids. Lineage: Eukaryota; Metazoa; Chordata; Mammalia; Rodentia; Cricetidae. The record is from RefSeq and is a predicted model, not a curated record. The transcript is spliced from 13 exons.